Scylla paramamosain (green mud crab) is the source of this 1668-nucleotide messenger RNA. Its product is annotated as cuticle protein AMP1A-like. Bases 475 to 924 code for a protein of 149 amino acids. Gene Ontology annotation, molecular function: structural constituent of chitin-based larval cuticle. The transcript is spliced from 3 exons. NCBI's taxonomy places the organism in Eukaryota, Metazoa, Arthropoda, Malacostraca, Decapoda, Portunidae. The record is from RefSeq and is a predicted model, not a curated record. Gene Ontology annotation, cellular component: chitin-based extracellular matrix.
AAAUUGGGUUUCUGAUGAAGAACAAUAAAAGCACACAUGCACGGUGAUACAUUCAACAAAAACUGGUUCAAGUUCAAACGAGGCCAAUGGUUUCUUCUGUGGAGCGACCGACGUGCGUUCCCGAUGACUCUGCUUAUAUUUUUUUUCUUUCUUUUUCGUUUUUCCGCCACGAACGUCAGCGGCGAGGGGGGAGGGAAACAGCUCCAUGCGAGGGUCGUAAAAGGUCACGGGCUGGUAUUCAUGCAUUUCCCCUAUUAUUUGUGAGUGCAACAAGCAGGAAAACAUGUUAAUCAGCACGAGGAUUGCAUUGCGGGAUUGGGGGAGGGUAGGCGUGUCCUGGGCGGGGGCGGAGUUGUGCAAGACGCUGAUCGUUAACUGGGACUACGUGUGUUAUGAAGCUCAAAGGUCACUGUUAUCUGGCUGGCUCUCAUCAUGAAGCUGGCAACCGAGCCCUGCGCUGUAUAAAAGCCUACGAUGGAGUCAUUGAGGCACAGGACUCCUGGACUACAUCUCAACAUGAAGCUCAUCGUACUCGCUGCCCUCGCCGCCGUGGCUGUUGCGGCGCCUGGCCGCUACCACAGCAAGGAGGUGCCGAUCCUCAAGCACGACUUUAUAAUGGAGGAGGACGGGAGAUACCACUUGGAGUUUGAGACUGGAAACAACAUCGCGGUGUCUCAGUCAGGCUCCCCCACAGAUGAGGGCGCCAUCGCCAAGGCUGGGCACUUCUCCUACACGGCCCCUGACGGCACUCCGGUCAGUCUUAAGUUCGUCGCCAACGAGCACGGCUUCCAGCCCGAGUCUGACCUGCUUCCCGUGGCCCCCGAGUUCCCCCACCCCAUACCCCAGUACGUGCUGGACCAGAUCGCUAGGGCUGCUGAAGAGGACCGCAACCGCUCUCCUGAAGGCAGAUACACCUAUGCUUAAGUCUUACUCCUAAAGAGACAGCUAAAGAAUCAAGACAAUCAGCACUUUUCUCCGCAAUAAUGAAAUUUGUAAUCUUAUUUUUUAUAUACUCCGUGUGUAGAUAGAUACCAAAUUAUAUUUUGUUAACACGUUGACCUGUCAGCACACAGCACGCACUAGUCCAGAUGUGAGGGAAUCCAGCACAGCGAUUCUCACACCUGUGUUAGGGCCGCCGAUUUAUUUUACUGUGGAUACUGAUGGAACGGGAAGGGAAGCAAAACUCUCGUGUGUGUGUGUGUGUGUGUGUGUGUGUGUGUGUGUGUGUGUGUGUGUGUGUGCUUGUGGGGAAGGGAGGAGGGUGAAAUUGCAGGAACGACUACAUGUCUAGAUCACUUUCUUGUAAGCGAGAGGAAACAAAAACCUAAAUGUAGACAGACAGCAGCUCACCAGUGAGGCGCAACGUACUUUACACACUGUUGGGAGACGCGUCUUUGCGAACAGCUAGCAAAAGAACACAGCACAAAUACGUUAUCAAACAUAAUUACAAGCACACGCAAGAACAUCUGAUCUCAGCAUAUAAGGAAAAUACAUUCUCAUUGUCACACAUCCACACAGAAACUCUAAGAUGGAAUGGAAUGUCUCUGAUGUCCCUCACACUUCUACUUUUCUUCCUUCCUUUAUGUCUGUUCCCUUUUCCCUUUCUUUUCCCUUCGCAUCCUUUCUCUUCUAAAAAUGCAUGAAUAAAAAUAAAGCUAAGAGGUCUAA